This is a messenger RNA of Seriola aureovittata, 1948 nucleotides long. It is a transcript of the gene cnih1, whose product is annotated as cornichon family AMPA receptor auxiliary protein 1. Lineage: Eukaryota; Metazoa; Chordata; Actinopteri; Carangiformes; Carangidae. The record is from RefSeq and is a predicted model, not a curated record. Gene Ontology annotation, biological process: vesicle-mediated transport. The transcript has 6 exons. The coding region runs from base 78 to 560 and encodes 160 amino acids.
AUCUCAAAUCGGUUGCGAAGCUGCCUGCAUCAUCCGCCAGCCGAGCCAGGAACCGACGAGCAGAACCGGAGGAAAAAAUGGCGUUCACAUUCGCGGCCUUUUGUUAUAUGCUUGCUCUGCUGCUCACGGCGGCGCUUAUCUUCUUCGCAAUCUGGCAUAUAAUAGCAUUUGACGAGCUGAAGACUGACUACAAGAAUCCUAUAGAUCAGUGUAACACUCUAAAUCCGACAGUUGAAAAGGUCAAAAAGAUUAAAAGAGUCAAAAUUGCAUUAAAGCUGGUGCUCCCAGAGUAUCUCAUCCAUUUCUUCUUCUGUGUGAUGUUCUUCUGUGCGGCUGAGUGGCUCACCCUCUGUCUCAACCUACCACUGUUGGCUUAUCAUGUGUGGAGGUAUAUGAGCAGACCUGUGAUGAGCUGUCCAGGACUCUACGACCCAACAACCAUCAUGAAUGCUGACAUCCUGGCAUACUGUCAAAAAGAAGGCUGGUGCAAACUGGCUUUCUAUCUCCUGUCGUUCUUCUACUAUCUCUAUGGGAUGAUCUAUGUUCUGGUGAGCUCUUAAGCCGGACGAUGAAGGAAAAGGACCUGCAUGUACAGUAGUCGACCAGACACUAUGAUCUUAGUGCUGGAACACUGGACCUGCUGGAGACCACCGUUCAGCAACACAAGACGCCAUUUCAAGCGGACGAACUCUCGAACCCCCACACACAGCGCAGAGUGUCAUUUCGGAAACAUUUAGCCCGUUUUAGGAGAAUAUCUUGGUCGCAGCGUUCUUUUCAUGACACUAUAGUUUAAAUUUUAUGGAAAAUAAGGACAAACCUGAAUGGACAAGUUUUUUCUUUUCCUUUUUUUAUUUUUCAUGGUGUGGUGAUUUUUGAUGCUUGGGAUUUAAAUAAAGUUUUUUUUUUUUUUUUUCAUCUUGGUUCCCAACUUCUGAGUGUUUACAAAUUUUAGGCAGACAUAAUUUUCAGGUGUGCAUAUAUCUGUGAGAAUCUAAGCUGUGUGCUGAAUUGCAUUAUCUUUUUCUGCGAAUUAGAUCCUGGGCUUCGACAGCUAAUUUAUACCUGCCAAGUGAUCCAUUACCAUCACUAAAACAAAUAGCAAAGUGCAAACCAGACUUAUGUUCUUGCCCACAGACACAUUAAGUCUUAACAUUUACAUGAAAGUACAGUUACGUACGGUGAGGGCUGAAGUGCAUGGGUUAUUAUCACUUAGUGAAACAUGUUGCACAGGGACAAUCAGUCUGGUUGUCACAACAUCAGUUUUCAAACCGUCUGACGUAUUGUUUCCGUACUUCAGACCUGUCUAUCACGUUUAAACCAUGUAAUCCCUGUUGAAAUAAAUGGCAAUAUUUGUUUUAAGUGUGAAUCCAGAGUAGAAAGCAACGUGUAUGUGACAUGUGUUUCUGUAGAAUCGCCCCCGCAGCUAUCGAUAAAUUAAGAAGGUAGACUCAACGGUACAAUGUUUUCAGCAUUAGGAAGCAAAGGAACUUUUUAGUUCUCUUUCUGCAUUUGAGCUUUGAGCAUGAGACUGCUGACGUGCCAUACUGUUGAAUGUACCUUUUCAAACUCAACUGUUUUUGUCAUUGUGCAUUCUGUUCAUUUCCACAACCAAAUAUUCCACGUGGUUAGAAAACUCUUAUUGAAUGUUUUUAAUUUUAACUUCUCAUGUCUCCACGAUAUCAAGCACUCCUCGCAGUGUCGCUCGUUUCCAGAAUCAAAAUCUGGGAAGUGGUGUUUUUGUUUUCUGUAGUGUCAGCGCAAUUAGACUUAAUUUUUCAGAAAUACUAGAGUAUUUAUUUCCAUUUUCAAAAUGUGUAAAUUUAUCAGGGAAAGGGAAGAUCAUUUGUCACAUAAAAUUAAAUUUUUAUGUAUUAGAUCCCAUCUUGUCACAUCUAGGAAAUGACAACUUGAGUUUAUUUGAAUCUAAAUAAAAAUGAUCCCACUCUUA